Molecule: messenger RNA, 2311 nt
Organism: Pygoscelis adeliae (Adelie penguin)
Lineage: Eukaryota; Metazoa; Chordata; Aves; Sphenisciformes; Spheniscidae
Gene: GRTP1
Product: growth hormone regulated TBC protein 1
Exons: 9
Coding region: 1-1107 (368 amino acids)
Source: RefSeq, a predicted model, not a curated record
AUGGGCUUGGGGGUGGUAUGUGAGGAGCUACACCACGUUUCAGGGCUGCCGGACAAGCGGGGAUAUAACUUCGCUCUCUCCCUUCUGUUAGGCAGUCUGUUACGAAUUAGGCUGCUGGCAGUCAGGGUUGAUCCGUAUGGGUUUGAAAGGCCAGAAGACUUCGAUUAUGCAUCCUAUGAAGCAUUCUUUUCCAGAUAUCUAGUGGUACUCACUAGAAGAGCAAUAAAAUGGUCCAAGCUCCUAAAGGGGAAUAACAGUAUACAGAAGAGUUUAAAAGUGAAGAGAUAUAUCAGGAAAGGCAUCCCCAAUGAACACCGUGCAUUGAUCUGGAUGAUUGUGAGUGGGGCCCAAACCAACAUGGAACAAAACCCUGGAUAUUACCACAGACUGCUUGAAGGAGAGAAGAAUGACAAGCUGGUUGAAGCAAUCAAAACAGACAUGAACAGAACAUUUCCAGAUAAUGUAAAAUUCCGCAAAACUGCUGAUCCCUGUUUGCAGCAUACACUCUACAACGUAUUGGUAGCAUAUGGGCAUCAUAAUAAAGCAGUAGGAUAUUGUCAGGGUAUGAACUUCAUAGCUGGAUACCUGAUUCUUAUUACAAAGAAUGAAGAGGAGUCCUUUUGGUUACUAGAUGCUCUUAUUGGAAGAAUAUUGCCUGAUUAUUACAGUCCUGCAAUGUUGGGCCUGAAAACUGAUCAGGAAGUCCUUGGAGAACUUGUGAAAAUGAAAGUUCCGGCUGUGGCAGAGCUGAUGGAAAGACAUGGAGUCAUGUGGACCCUAGUGGUGUCACGCUGGUUUAUAUGCUUGUUCAUUGACAUUCUUCCAGUAGAGACUGUGCUCCGAAUAUGGGAUUGUUUAUUCUACGAAGGGUCAAAGAUCAUCUUCCGCGUGGCCUUAACGUUAAUUAAGCAACACCAAGCUUUUAUUUUGGAAGCCACGAAUUUCCCUGACAUUUGUGAUAAAUUUAAGCAGAUCACCAAAGGAACAUUUGUAACGGAGUGUCACAGCUUCAUGCAGAAAAUAUUCACAGACCCUGGAAGCUUGUCCAUGGCAACAAUUAACAAACUCCGAGACACUUGCAGAGAGAAGUUGCUUUCUCAGGGAUAACUCACCAGAUUUAACCAGGUGGUCAGAUACUACAGCAAUUGACACAUUCCUCUAUUUGCACUGACUAGAGCACACUUUAAGCUUUCCAUGAGUCAACUGACACUUGACCAAUCUUUCCUGCCUUUCAAGUAAGUGGUGUUAGUAUUUUGUACUGUAUGUCAGACUUCAUAACUGGAACUGGUGGUUCUGUUGUUUGUUUGUUUUAAAGGAUUAAAGUGUUUUCAGAGUAGAAUGUGAUCAGUGUCAGGACACUCCUUUUAAAAAAAGCAGUUACCAUCCUUGUCUUUUCAGGGCAUUUUGUAAUGUUAAAAGAAAACAGGUGUAUAAAAUUACAUAUCCUUCCUACUGUAUUAACUGUGACACCACUAUCAUUUGUACAAAAUAAAUUAAUUUAAUUUGUCAGAACCUGUUUCUUGGUGUGAAGAGAGUAAAAUAUCCGAUCUCUUUCCCGACUGCAACUAGUUGUCUAGAAUACAAGCAUCUUCCUUUUUCCUCACUGCUAUCACUUAAGGAACUCAAUAAAAUAUGGCAAAGUGCAGGGCAAGACAGCAAUGAGGAAGGUGAUCUUCAUCUUCACUAACAGUUACUCUGUGCAGUGUAUAACAGCUCUUCAGGUAAAGGCAGCAGGGAACACGUGCAAUCCAGGCUACAGAAAGCAGCAGCAACAAUUCUUCUAUAACCACUCUUAAUAUUUUAUACGCUUAUUUGGGGUUUUCCAGCUCCAGCACAGUAGGUAACAAGUAAUUUCACUCAAAUCUGGAAGUAGCAUUUCUCACUUCGUUGUUAAGGGAUGCUGAAAGUAGAUGCUGUACUACUUUGUGCUGGUGUACUGAGGUUGCACUACAGGUGCUAUAUCCUCCUAUACCUGUGUCCCUGAAAAUUUUGGGAGAAACACUCAAAGACAGCCACAAACAGACUUCUUCCCUGCCAGGGUGAGACAUCAGGCAGUUCCAAAGCUGUACCUUAAUGCAAGUCUAAAUAUCCUACCCCCGGACAGAAACAAGCAAAGCAGCAGCCCAGCCCCUGGCGCUUCCAGCCCUGCUGGAGCCAGGUGCCUGUGAAUUGCUUUCUUGUCCUUACAGAGCCCUCUCGUGGCCAAAUCCUUGCCGUCUCCUUCCUGCUGGGGAAGGGAGGGAAGACUGAAGAGAGGCCAGCAAUUUGUGCUUUUUAUUCUCCCUGUUGAACUACUGUGGAAAGCCUCACC